GGGACAAGAAGCGAUUCGACCCUGAGCACGGAGCUGCCUGAACUCGCAGCGCCCCCGGGACCAUCGCCCCCCAUCCCGCAGUCUUUUCAGAGGAGAUGUCUGCAGCUGUGCCAGAGGCAGAGUCUGGGGUGCAUGUUCCUCGGUGGCCACUGAUAUUCUGUUAAUGAACUCUGAUGGCCCUUGAGCAUUCCAGCAGCUCCCAGUGUGUUGAUGUGUUGAGUUCAUCCAACCUCAGCUGGUGCAGCAAUGCCCUGGAAAGAAAAUUACAAGUCUCUUAGGGCAAAGGCAACCAAAGCCUCUUCAUUAAAAUUACAGAAAAAAUUUUAUAGGGAUACAUUUUUUAACACCACUUUGGUCCAGUGUUUUCAGGGUCCACACCACAUGCGGAGUCCUGAUAGGUUCUUUUAGGGAUCUCAAAGCACAAAAGACACAGCAGGGGACAAAACCAGUUUACUUUUGCAAAAGAUGCACUUUUAUCUAGUGCCAACCAAAUGCGAUAGAGGGAUAGAGAGAGAGAGAGAGACAGAGAGAGAGAAAAGGGGUUGGGAUUAUAGCUACCAAGACGGGCAGACGAUCCUCGUGGAACCAGCCAAUAGAUGGCCGUUGCCGUCCGGGGAAAUCUCGAGGGUCUUUAGUUUGAGGGUGUCUUUUAUAGUCUUUUCCAAGGCGUCGGGUGACUGGCCAAAAGGUGGGAAGAUUUAUGGACUAUUGUAUGUGGAGAUUGUUGCUCCGAGAAACAGGUGGAAACAGGAUGCUGCGCAAGUGGCCUGUGUAGGAGCAGUGCAUCAUGGCAAGCUCCAGGCACACCAACAGUCCUUGUGACCAGUUCUGCAGCAAGUAGCCUGCAUAGGAGCAGCGCACCAUGACCAGUUCAUUGUUCUCACACCACACCAUGACCAGUUCAUUGUUCUCACACCUGAGGGAGCACACCGGCCCUAGUUGGGAUGGGCACCACCUGAGAACAGUCUCUUGGCAUUCUUCUCUUCCCUGGCCAGCGCCUUUAAACUGCAGUUCUUUAGGCCUCGGUCGAGGGUCAUUGGGCAGAAGAAACGAGAGGCUUUUAAAUGGACUCUUACAAGUGUGUUCCCAGUUCUUCAGCUACCCCUAGCAGUGUCCCAGUAACUGCCAGUACUAUCCCAGUAUGAGUACAGUAUGAUGCCAGUCUCUGCCAGCAGGGCCCCAGGCACUCACACUUGUCCCCAGUUGCCCCAGCAUGGUCCCAGGUUUUUAUCCCGCACAUUCCCAGUCACUCCUAAUUACGUCCCAGUCACCACCCCUAUGGUCUCAGACACUCCCAGUAUAUCCCAGUUGCCCUGAACAAUCUUGUAGUCAUUCCCAGGCACUCCCAGUUGCCUGAUUGGGGUUCACUCGCCCCCAGUUUUAUCCCCGUUGCCCAUGGAAUACUCCCAGUGCCUCUUAGCAAGGUUUUUUUUUUUUUGUAAGUGAAGGGGGCUGUUUGGAGAACGCAGAACUCCAGAGCAGAGCAAAAAAUGCCCCUUCGGGGCACACUGGGGGGUCCUGGUGGCAGCUGCCGGCAGAGGCAGCCUGGAGGAGCACAGCCCUGUGUCCCCCAGGACCCCAAAGUGGGGAGCCCAGAGAGGGGGGAGUGCCACCAUUGGUGGGACCCUCAACAGCCUGGAGAGGGGCAGGGGGGACUCCUUGGAUCCCCUGCACCCCCAACCAGGACAUAAGGGGAGAAGGGACCCUGGGACCCCAAAAUUCCCCAUCAUCCCUAAAUGGGGAGACAAAAGAAGGGGGAGCUUUUCGGAUUGCUGGGACUCCCAGCAGCCUGGGGCAGGCGUGCACCGAGUAGAUGGGGGACCCCCAAUAGAAGUGUUACCCCCAGCAGCUGGGAUGGGGGGCCCCCUGAACACCAAAGGGGAGGGACCAUUCUUAGGAACUCCUGGAAGGCAUUUUCAGGGUUGAGUGUUGGUGUUUGGGAAGUUUUGAUGGACACCAGAUGCCCGGGGCCUUCUAGAGAUGGACUUGUGCAGGAGGAACCCCCAACACAACGCACACAUUACUUGUUUUUCCCCAAACCAGGAUUUCCCAUAUCGAAGCCUUGACCCGAUGGAGGAGGAGGAGGCUGUGAGGAAGAGGAAGAUGGCCCAGGAGCCCCAGGCAGACAAGGAGCUGAGCACGGAGAGCAGGGAGGACAAAUCCCCGUGGCAGAACCUGGUGGAAGAUGCCGUUUGCAGCGGCUCCACGGCGCAGGAAUCCAACGGGGAGGAAAAGCCGUGGAGAUCCCGCACCAGGAGGGGCUGCAAACGCAGAUUGCGGGGAUCUGAGGAGGAAGGACCCAGCCUGGGCCGGGCAGGCGGCCGGAGAUGGAGCCAGAGCUCAGACCUGGUGGUCCAUGAGCAGCUUCUUGAUGGGGAGAAGCACCACAAGUGCUUGGAGUGUGGGAUGAGCUUCAGAUGGAGGUACAGACUGAUCCACCACCAGAGGAUCCACACUGGGGAGAGGCCCUACGAGUGUGGGGAGUGUGGGAAGAGGUUUCACACCAGCAGCAGUCUCCUCAAGCACCAGCGCACGCACACAGAUGAGAAGCCCUUCCGCUGCCUCAACUGCGGGAAGGGCUUCAGGCAGAACUCCCACCUCAACUACCACCGACGCAUCCAUACCGGGGAAAAGCCCCACGAGUGUGAGGAGUGUGGGAAGAGCUUCAGCCACAGCUCCAGCCUGAUCAGGCAUCAGAGGAUCCACACUGGAAAUAGGCCCUACAGGUGUGAGGAGUGUGGGAAGGGCUUCAUUGAGCGUGCCAAAUUGAUCUGCCACCAGAUGAUCCACAGUGGGGAAAGGCCACACAAGUGUGGGGACUGUGGGAAGCACUUCAGGCACCGUUCCAGCCUAAUUCUUCACCAAAGUAUCCACAAUGGGGAGAGGCCCUACGAGUGUUCUAAGUGUGGGAAGAGGUUUCCCACCAGCUCCAAGCUCCUCCAGCACUACCAGACACACACGGAGGAGAGGCCGUAUGAGUGUCCUGACUGCGGGAAGGGCUUCAGGAAAAACUCCAACCUCAUCCGCCACCAGAGCAUCCACAGCGGGGAGAGGCCCUACGAGUGUGGGGAGUGUGGGAAGAGGUUUCAGACCAGCUCCAAUCUCCUCCAGCACCAGCGCACACACACAGACAAGAAGCCCUUCUGCUGCCCUGACUGUGGGAAGGGCUUUAGGGAGAAUGGUGCCCUCACCAAACACCAAUGCAUCCACACUGGGGAACAGCCCCACGAGUGUGGGGAGUGUGACAUGAGCUUCAGCCAGACCGCCCACCUGAUCCGCCACCAGAGGAUCCACACUGGGGAGAGGCCCUACAAGUGUUCUAAGUGUGGGAAGAGGUUUCCCACCAGCUCCAAUCUCCUCAAGCACUACCAGACACACACAGAAGAGAGGCCCUACAAGUGUCCUGACUGCGGGAAGAGCUUCAGGCAAAACUCCAACCUCAUCCGCCACCAGCGCAUCCAUACUGGGGAAAAGCCCCAUGAAUGUGAGGAGUGUGGGAUGGGAUUCAGGCAACGCACCCAGUUGACCUGCCACCAGUACAUCCACACUGGGGAAAGGCCAUACACGUGUGGGGACUGUGGGAAGGGCUUCAUACAGCGUUGCAGACUCAUCUACCACCAAAGGAUCCACACGGGGGAGAGGCCUUACAAGUGUUCUAAGUGUGGGAAGAGGUUUCUCACCAGCUCCAAUCUCAUGGAGCACUACCAGACACAUACAGAGGAGAGGCCCUACGAGUGUCCUGAUUGCGGGAAGGGCUUCAGGAAAAACUCCCACCUCAUCACCCACCGGCGCAUCCACACCGGGGAGAGGCCCUACAAGUGUGAGGAUUGUGGGAAGAGCUUCUCCCACAGCUCAGACUUGACCAGACACCAACGGAGGCACCGAUAAGGGAAGCUCUGCGAAUGCCCCGAGUGCAUGAAGAGCUUCAUGCACUGCUCCAACUCCAUCCCCCACUGUAGGACCCAUGUUGGGCAGAGCCCUGGUGACCCACAUUCCCUGGGAUCCCUCUUUGGUAGACACCUGUCUGCUUAUCAUUUUGUUUUGGCCUUUCGUUUCUCUCUUCUCCAUUUCUUUGUGCUCCAAAAGACAAGUGGGAGCGAUUUCUCACCUCAAAACCUUCCAAAUCCAAGUAAAAACACCUCAAUUUUGACUCAAAAGGGCUCAAUCCAACUUCAGCGUGCCUUCUUCCCUCCUCAAAACAGCUGAAUCCCACAUGAACCUUACUGGAUUCCAUAGCCGCCAGUGUGAGAAGGGGUGGAUGGAGUUUGGGAGAAGCGGGAUCCAAAUUUGUAGUGGUGGGAUCGGGAUUGUGUGGGGCUGGCUGGGUGGGAUGGAUUUGAUAAUAAUAAAUAAAACUUUGACAAUUUCUGA
Molecule: messenger RNA, 4371 nt
Organism: Oenanthe melanoleuca
Lineage: Eukaryota; Metazoa; Chordata; Aves; Passeriformes; Muscicapidae
Product: zinc finger protein 345-like
Exons: 3
Coding region: 1981-3888 (635 amino acids)
Biological process (GO): regulation of transcription by RNA polymerase II
Cellular component (GO): nucleus
Molecular function (GO): RNA polymerase II cis-regulatory region sequence-specific DNA binding; DNA-binding transcription activator activity, RNA polymerase II-specific
Source: RefSeq, a predicted model, not a curated record